Molecule: messenger RNA, 873 nt
Organism: Trichoplax adhaerens
Lineage: Eukaryota; Metazoa; Placozoa; Uniplacotomia; Trichoplacea; Trichoplacidae
Exons: 1
Biological process (GO): G protein-coupled receptor signaling pathway
Cellular component (GO): membrane
Molecular function (GO): G protein-coupled receptor activity
Source: RefSeq, a predicted model, not a curated record
AUCUAUCUUAUAUUAACAGCUAGCACUGUCGUUGGCAAUAUCGUCGUCUUAUACACCUUUUAUCUAUAUCCCUAUCUACGUGUUCCCAGCAAUUUAUUCAUUAUUAAUUUAGCUAUAACAGACAUUCUUAACGCUAUGGGUCGCAAUAAUUUCGUAUUGAUCGGCUUAAUAAUGGGUCCAGAACCGUAUACCCAUCUCUUUUGCAAUAUAAGUGGCUUUAUUAACAGUUUAGGCCAUGUUGUUAUGACAGCAACUCUAGCUGCUACUGCAAUAUGUCGUUACUUAGUCAUUGUUCGCUCAUAUGCAAGAAAAAUUACCACUACAGUUGUCCGUCGUAUCAUUUUAACAACUUGGUGCUAUGCUAUCCUCAAUUGCUCGAUGCCAUGGCUUGGCUGGAGCCGUUAUACCUAUCAUCCCUUUGAAUUUACUUGUUUACCUGAUUGGCACGAUGAGAAUAAUUUUAGUUACAUUAUAUUUGUAUUCAUCAUUGAUUCUGUUAUUCCAUGCAUUUUAUUAAUUGCGUGCUACUGGCGUAUCUAUGCCUUUAUAUCAGCUAAUGCUAAUCGAAUGCUAAUUCAUAUUAGACAGUCAUCACUGAAAGCACGUCGUCAUCUACCACUGCGUAUCAUGAUAAAGAAUGAAAUUAAAAUCACUAAAGUUUUAUUUAUUAUAUGCGUCCUUUUCAUGAUUUGUAUCUUACCUUAUAGUAUCGUUAUUUUCAUAUUAAUACCGUGUAAUGUUGAUGUUUCCCCCUACGUCGUCUUUUACUGUGGUGUCUUGAUCAAUUUAAAUGGUUCGCUGAAUCCUGUUCUUUAUGCUGCUAUUUAUCCUAAGUUGCGUAAAAUUUAUCGUCGACUAGGUUGUUAUUUAUGC